This is a messenger RNA of Hypoxylon fragiforme, 2340 nucleotides long. Its product is annotated as IMP dehydrogenase. Gene Ontology annotation, molecular function: IMP dehydrogenase activity. Gene Ontology annotation, cellular component: cytoplasm. Lineage: Eukaryota; Fungi; Ascomycota; Sordariomycetes; Xylariales; Hypoxylaceae. The transcript has 2 exons. The coding region runs from base 294 to 1925 and encodes 543 amino acids. Gene Ontology annotation, biological process: GTP biosynthetic process. The record is from RefSeq and is a predicted model, not a curated record.
GGCAAUAAUACUUAACUCUCAAUAAGCGACAACUAUUGGUCUGAUCAUACCUAGUACAUAGCUAAAUUGCCCCGCACUAAAGUUUGUACAGGGUCCCCGCAGCAAGUGAACACAAAAAAAAUUUAUUGGACUCGAGUUUACAUCGAACUUUUUUCCCUUUUUCUUCUUUUUUUUCUUGGGAAGAAGAUAACCAUUCAAUUCGUCGACAGGUCAAUUUAUUCUCGACGUUUUCUUCGACCUCACCUUCAAGAAAUUUACCAUUGAUUGAUACUUGCUAGAAUCUUUUAGUUAAGAUGCCGUCUCUCAAUGGAUCUGUUUCUGUCAAUGGCAACGCUCAAGCCCGCGACUUUCAUACUGCCAUCGAGGCUUUGAAAGAGUAUGAGUCUCGCGAUGGCCUUGGUAUUGAGGAGCUUAUCGACACCAAACAGCGUGGUGGUUUGACAUACAAUGAUUUCCUAGUCCUACCGGGAUACAUUGGCUUCCCUGCCUCUGAAGUUGUACUCGACUCCCCUGUCACGAAGAGGAUCACUCUGAAGACUCCCUUUGUCUCCUCUCCUAUGGAUACCGUCACAGAACAUGAGAUGGCUAUUCACAUGGCUUUACAGGGCGGCCUUGGUGUCAUUCAUCACAACUGCUCCCCUGAUGCCCAGGCCGAUAUGGUCAGGAAAGUCAAGAGAUACGAGAAUGGUUUCAUUGUUGAUCCCGUUGUCAUUGCCAAAGGAACCACUGUUGAAGAGGCCAAAGCCCUCAAGGAGAAAUGGGGAUUUGGUGGUUUCCCAGUGACUGAGUCUGGCAAACUUGGUUCCAAACUCCUCGGUAUCGUCACGAACCGCGAUCUCCAGUUUGAGGAUACCCUCAAUCAAACAGUCGAUAAUGUCAUGGUCACCGACCUAGUCACCGCUCAGCUAGGUGUUACUCUCCCUGAGGCGAAUAAGAUUCUAGCAAAGUCCCGGAAGGGCAAGCUACCCAUCGUCGACAAGGACUUCAACCUUGUAUCUAUGAUCUCACGCUCCGAUUUGACCAAAAACUUGCAUUUCCCUCUCGCUUCCAAACUCCCCGACUCCAAACAACUCAUAUGUGCUGCUGCUAUCGGUACUCGACCAGAGGACAAGACUCGCUUGCAAAAGCUUGUUGACGCUGGUCUCGACAUUGUCAUCCUAGACAGCAGCCAAGGCAACAGUAUGUACCAAAUUGAGAUGGUCAAAUGGAUCAAACAGGAAUACCCUGGCCUUGAUGUCAUUGGUGGGAAUGUGGUGACUCGUGAGCAGGCCGCAAACCUGAUUGCUGCAGGAGUUGAUGGGUUGAGAAUCGGAAUGGGCAGUGGAAGUGCUUGCAUCACUCAAGAAGUUAUGGCUGUAGGCCGCCCUCAAGCCGCUGCGGUAUACUCCGUUUCCGCCUUUGCGGCUAAAUUUGGUGUACCGUGUAUCGCUGAUGGCGGUGUCCAAAACGUUGGCCACAUCGUCAAGGGUUUAGCUCUCGGCGCUUCUACUGUCAUGAUGGGUGGCCUACUUGCCGGCACAACCGAGUCGCCAGGCACAUCGUUUGUCUCGCGAGAGGGCAAGCUUGUUAAGGCAUAUCGUGGCAUGGGCAGCAUUGACGCCAUGCAAGACAAGAAAGCUGGAGCUGGUGGGAAGAACAGCCAAGCAAGCAACGCUGGCACUGCACGAUAUUUCAGCGAAGGCGACAGUGUUCUGGUAGCCCAAGGCGUAUCCGGGGCUGUAGCUCACCGCGGAUCUAUCAACAAGUUCGUUCCAUACCUCGCAGCCGGCCUUAAGCAUUCGAUGCAAGACUGCGGUAUGCGGAGCUUGGCAGAGCUGCAUGAGAGUGCAGCCAACGGGUCUCUUCGAUUCGAGAUUCGAACGGCGAGCGCCCAACUUGAGGGUAAUGUGAACAUGGAAAGCUACGAGAAGAAACUAUACGCCUAGUAGGCUUGGGUCGACAGACUGGUAGCUGAUUCAACCGGGUUUGGACGAAGUGGCGAACUAGCCUGAGCUCGUAGGUUGGUAGGAUCUACCAGAAAUGAUUGCGGGUCAUUUGGGGCAUAAUGCUCCUUUUCUUUCUCCUUUAAAAAAGAAAAAGAUAGUCUUCGGAACGGAAAAGUAAAAUAAGUAGUGAUACCUCUUGAAAGCUUGCAUGCUUGAUAUGCGAAAUAGCUUCAUACCAUUUACAGGCGUUAUACGGCACGGAAAAGGGAGGAGGUCAUGUCAGCCUGAUGGAUAGGUACUUGACACGGAAGGGGGGAUUCACGUUGGUCCUUUUUAUGGGCGCACGAGACGCGGAAUAGCAUCAGCAUCUGCAUCAGUUAAAUAUAGCAUGCGAAUCAAUCAUAACUUGACAACA